Messenger RNA from Myxocyprinus asiaticus (Chinese sucker), 26945 nucleotides. RefSeq names its product microtubule-actin cross-linking factor 1-like. Gene Ontology annotation, molecular function: microtubule binding; calcium ion binding; keratin filament binding. Gene Ontology annotation, cellular component: membrane; actin cytoskeleton; cell junction. Gene Ontology annotation, biological process: regulation of microtubule-based process; intermediate filament bundle assembly; regulation of focal adhesion assembly. The record is from RefSeq and is a predicted model, not a curated record. The coding region runs from base 786 to 25340 and encodes 8184 amino acids. The transcript is spliced from 99 exons. NCBI's taxonomy places the organism in Eukaryota, Metazoa, Chordata, Actinopteri, Cypriniformes, Catostomidae.
UGGCGUGGCCGUGGAAGGAAGGGAGGAAUGGAGGAGGAGAGCACAGGCACUGCGGGAAGAAUAGAAACCUGAACCCCAUUCGCACUGGGGAAAAGAGAGGGAGGAGUGAAAGAAUCGCAGACGCACGCCGUGUGAUUAUACAAGCGGCCAUUACAUUGAGCUGCAUUGAGGUGGGGAAGCAACCACUGAUGAUUAUAAUACAGCAGGUACCGGCGAGUGAAGACCGCACCGACAAAGGAAUAUAAGAACCGCUGUCCGGAUACAGUUUCAUUGAGGCCUCGUAUCUGUUUUCGGAAGAAGCCGAAUAGAACACACACACACACACACACACACACACACACACACACACACACACACACACACACACACACACAAGGGAAGCGCACACAUAAAAACCCAAUCACCGGCCCGCACGCGCCACAUUGGACUUUUGGAAUUGACCGUCGGGAUUUAAGCUGAUAAAUAAUGGGUUUAUUUAGUAUUACAUUUAAAUGUAAACAGUUCGAGACGCUUAACAGUCAUAUACGAUAAGGAAUAUUGCACUUUUAUUAUAUUGUCAAAUAUAUUGUUUUGUCAGUCGAAAGUAGCUUUGUUCACGAGAUUUAUUUAAUUCACCAUCAAGUCAUAUAUAAAGUACGAUAUUGAAACGUGGAUAAGUCGGUAUCCACUGUGGAUAUUCAACGCAAACGGGACUUGACAGCUGUUGUCGGACGACUGAGACCCACCGUCCUGGAUUACUCUGUCAACGGGCCGCUGUGAGACGGCCAGCGGGAGUGAGAGACACUAUGGCCGGCUACAUCCCGGGCUUACUGCCGGCGAAUCACUCCCAGGAGAAGGAGUUCGCACAGGCGUAUGAGGAUGUGCUGGAGAGAUACAAAGAUGAACGGGACAGGGUGCAGAAGAAAACUUUCACCAAAUGGGUCAACAAACAUCUCAUAAAGGUGAGGAAGCACAUCACAGACCUGUAUGAAGAUCUAAGGGAUGGACAUAAUCUCAUCUCCCUGCUUGAGGUGCUAUCUGGUGUCACAUUGCCCAGGGAAAAGGGUCGCAUGCGAUUUCACCGACUCCAGAAUGUGCAGAUCGCCUUGGAAUUCCUCAAGCAGAGACAGGUCAAAUUAGUGAAUAUACGUAAUGAUGACAUCACAGAUGGAAACCCAAAGCUGACACUGGGUCUGAUCUGGACCAUCAUCCUUCACUUUCAGAUCUCAGAGAUCUAUGUGAGCGGUGAGUCAGGUGACCUCACAGCGAAAGAAAAACUGUUAAUAUGGAGUCAACAGGCCACAGAAGGCUACCCCGGUCUCCGCUGUGUUAAUUUCUCCUCAAGCUGGAGCGAUGGACGCUUGUUCAACGCCAUUCUGCACACAUACAGGCCAGACCUGAUUGAUAUGGAAGUGGUUGCACAACAAAGUAACCUUGAGAACCUGGAACAGGCCUUUGAGAUUGCUGAAUCAUUAGGUGUAACACGACUUCUAGAUGCUGAAGAUGUGGAUGUGCCGUCACCAGAUGAGAAGUCUAUCAUCACAUACGUGUCCUCCAUCUACGAUGCUUUCCCCAAGAUCCCAGAGGGUGGAGAAGGCUUUACAGCUCAUGAGAUUGACCAGCGAUGGGCAGAGUACCAGUCUGGCUUCUCUUCUUUGCUGCAGUGGACCAGGCAACACACGGCCCUCAUGACCAAUAGGAGCUUCCCCCACAAUCCUGUGGAACUCAAGGCACUUUAUAAUGAAUAUGUCCACUUCAAAGAAACAGAGAUCCCUGCCAAGGAGAGAGAGAAGAGCCACAUCGAGCACCUUUACAAGCUUCUGGAGGCAUGGAUAGAGUUUGGGCGUAUUAAGCUUCCCCAAGGGCUACACCCUAAUGAGCUGGAGGAGGAAUGGGGAAAACUGAUCCUGGAGAUGUUGGAGAGAGAGAAAGCACUGAGGCCGGCUGUGGAGAGGUUGGAGUUACUCCUACAGAUGGCCAAUAAAAUCCAGAACAUGGCACUAGACUGUGAGGAGAAACUCACUUUGGCGAAGAACACUCUGCAGGCUGACAUGUCUCAGCUAGAGAAUGGGCAGCCAGUGAGAUAUGAAAAUGAUAUAGGAAUGUAUCUUCAGGACUGUGAGAAUCUGGUCAGACAGCUUUACCUUGACCUGCAGGUCCUCCGAGAUGAGAAGUACUACCAAGUGGAGCAGCUGGCUUUCAGGGUAUCAUGUCUGCAGGAGGAGCUGGUCUCCCUGCGCCUGCAGUGCACCAGUGUGUACCGGAAGGGCCAUUUCUCAACAGGGGGUGUGCUGGGAGAGCACAUCGGUCAGAAGGGUUCUGCAGGCAGUCUGGUCACUCUAAGUGCACAGACAUUACUGGGGGCAGUGGGCACUGUGGCAUCCCUGGUCAGACGGCCUAUGUCUCGCGCAGACCUGGUUGCCAUGUCAUCCUCAGAGGAUGAAGGCAGCCUACGCUUCAUUUAUGAGCUGCUGGGAUGGGUGGAGGAGAUGCAGGACCUACUGGAGCAGGCCGAGUGGGGUUCAGACCUGACGUCUGUAGAACAGCACCUGCAGGACCAUCACAUUAUUCACACAGCAGUGGAGGAUCUUCUGAAUAGCCUCAAAGAGGCUCGAAACUAUGAGUCAAGGGUCUCGCCUAAUCUACAUGGCAGUUACUCUGAAACUCUGUCCAAGCUGGAGAACCAGUAUUGCAAACUGCUGGAACAUUCGUCAUGGCGACUGCGUUGCCUGGAGAGCCUUCAAGCUUUUGUGUCCCACUGCACAGAGGAGUUGAUCUGGCUCAAUGAGAGGGAGGAGGAGGAGCUGGCCUUCGACUGGAGCGACAGCAACACCAAUAUGGCAGCCAAAAGAAAGCAAUAUGCUGAAAUGAGGUCAGAGCUGGAGGAAAAAAAAGAAGUGAUGUGCUCCCUCCAGGAGACAGCUGAUCACCUGUGUCAAGAGAACCAUCCAGCUAAACAGACUGUUGAGGCCUACAGUGCUGCCUUGCAGACGCAGUGGCAGUGGGUCAAAGAGCUUUGCAUAUGUGUGGAGCAACACCUCAAAGACAACACAGCCUACUUCCAGUUUAUGAGUGAUGCACGGGACUGUGAGAGCUAUCUACGCCAGCUUCAAGACACCAUUAAAAGACAAUACACCUGUGAUAAAAACAGCAGACUUGGCAGAUUGGAGGACCUGCUGCAGGACUCCAUGGAGGAGAAAGAACAAUUGAUUGAAUAUCGCAGCACAGUGGCCAAUCUUGUAGGCCGGGCCAAGUCUGUUGUUCAGCUCCGCCCUCGCAGUGCAGAUAGUAACCUGGGCACCACCACGCCCAUUCGUGCCAUCUGUGACUACCGGCAAAUAGAGAUCACAAUCAGUAAAGGAGAGGAGUGUGUGUUGGAGGAUAACUCUCAGAGGACCAAGUGGAAGGUCAUUAGUCCUACUGGAAAUGAGGCCAUGGUACCAUCUGUGUGCUUUACCGUCCCUCCUCCAAAUCAAGAGGCCAUCGACACUGCCAGCAGAAUGGAGCAGAUGUACCAGAACGUCAUGUCUCUGUGGCACCAGCUGCAUGUUAACAUGAAGAGUGUUGUCUCCUGGCACUACCUGCAGAAAGACAUCCAAAAUAUUUCCUCCUGGAGCCUAGACACAAUGCAAUUACAGUCCCCAGUAGAGAGGCAGCAGGCUUUAGACAACCUGGACGCCCACCUGUCCGACUUCCUGACGGAUGGUCGUGAGAGCUCACUUUUCACGCCUGCUGAACGACGUGAGCUAGAGAGGGAUGCUGAGAACUGCCAUGAACAUUGCCAAACAAUGCUGGUCUCUUUAGAGACAGCGGAAAAGGAUGAGUCAGUGUCUCGCGCCUACCUGUCAGAGCUGCAGGGCAUCAAGUCACACCUGGAGGAUGCAGAGAGCAGACUGAUGCGUGGCAUUCAGACUCCACACCCCAGCACAAUAUCAGGAGAUCUUGUAGACAAUGCGGUUCAUAUAGCAGAGCAAGAGAAGCUCCAGCAAGAUCUGAAAGGUCUGCAGUCAGAUUUAGGCGGUGUUUCUCGGCGCUGUGUGAGCUUUUUUGAGGAGAAGCCGGCCUCUUCCAGUGUGCCUGUUCUGCGCUCUGAACUGAACUUUGCUUUAGAACACAUAGAGAAACUCAACUCCCUCUCUUCUGUUUAUCUGCAAAAAUUAAAGACGGUAGAUGUGUUAAUGAGGAGCCUGCAGGCUGCAGAAAGUCACGUGAGAAGGUAUGAGAGUCGACUGAGUGAAGAGGAUAUUGUUCCUGCCGAUACUUCUGCAAUCCAGGCCUUGGGAGAACAGAUAAAGAAAUGGCAUUCAGAGCUGGAAGAGCCGGACCACAUCUUCCAGAGUAUGAGUUUAGAGGUCCAGCGUGCUAGAGAGGCGGGAAACCAACUCGGCCUGCUGCAUCCUGACCGCAGCCCCGAACUCGACCGCUACCAGGAGAAAGCACACCAGCUCACAGAGAGGUGGAAUGGAGUGCGCAGGCAAAUGGAGACACGGCAAAUCGAUCUGGAGAUGCUGGGUUCAGUACUGCAGCAGUACAGAGAAGGCCAUUCUUCUCUCAUCCGCUGGAUAGAGGAGACCACCGAAAGGCAGGAGAACACACAACCAGAGCAGACUGACAGCAGAGCUUUGUCAGAGCAGCUUGCACAGCAAACGGCCUUGGUGGCUGAGAUCGAACAGAACCAGACCAAACUGGAUGAGUGCCAGACGUACUCUAAACAGUACUGCGCUGCUGUCAAAGACUAUGAACUCCAACUUAUGACAUUUAGAGCUUUUGUCGAAACAACCCAGAAAUCCCCUGUAAAAAGGAGAAGAAUGCACUCUUCAUCAGAUGUAAUCACUCAAGAGUUCAUGGAUUUACGCACACGUUACACAGCUCUGGUUACCCUGACAACACAGCAUGUCAAGUACAUUAGUGAUGCACUACGGCGACUUGAAGAGGAAGAGAAAGAGGUAGAGGAGGAGAGGCAGGCGAGAGUGGGGCAGGUCUCAGAGCUGCUCGGCUGGGUCAAGGGCCUGCAGGAGCGAGCUGGAAGGUCUGCAGAGCCAUCACUUGCUGCACAGCAGGCCAUUACUGAGCAGUUAGCAGCCAAAAAAGAAGAGGUUGCUGAAGCUAUCAGGAGCACACAAGUUUUCCUGAUGUCUAAGCAGGCCACCAAGCUGUCUUCUGAAGAGCGUGCCCAGGUGGUCUCCCAGCUGGAUGAGCUGACAGCCACCUACAGUCAACUCUGUGUCAGCUCCACCGCUCAAUUGCAACAACUGGAAGAGCAGCUGGCCAAAGAGGAGGAACGUAAGGGCCAAGAAAUCAUUGUUGGAGUAAUUGACCUUGGCUCCAUGGAAACCUUUUCAGUUUUCCAGGCAGCACAGCGAGGCCUCAUAGACCAGGACACCUGUCAUGUACUGCUGGAGGCACAGCUCAUCAUGGGUGGUCUAUUCCAGCCAGACUCCCCUGGCAUCCUCUCAUUAGAGAAGGGUCUUGCUAUUGGUUUGAUUGAUAAACAUACCUACCAAUCUCUGGUAGAGUUGGAGACUGCCCUUUGUCUUGUCGACAAGGCAAACUUUGCUGAGGGUAAGGUAUUACAAGUAGCUGCUGCUAUGGAAGAAGGUGUCUUAAAGGAGCUGGUGGGGCUUCGUAUACUUGAGCUGCAAAUAAGCACUGGUGGCCUCAAGGUUGGUUCCAGUGGAGAAACUGUCAUUCUGGAUAUUGCAAGACAGAGGGGAUUGCUAUCCGCCACUCUUUGCCAUAAGUUGCAAACCAGUCUUAAUCGACGAGAGCUUAUUGAUCCUAAUACAGCAGAAAAACUAACUCUUGUAGACUUUCAGCAGCGAUGUGUUAUCAAUCAGGAGACAGGUCUGCGCUUGUUUCCAGUUAAACAGAUGCCAGGAGGUACUGUCUGCUUAUACUCUGGCAGAAAGGUAGGAAUAUUCCAUGCUGUUCAAGAAGGGCUCAUCGACCGACAUGUCACAGUUCGACUUCUGGAGGCUCAGUUGUUCGCAGGCGGUAUUAGUGACCCUCGCUCAGGACACAGAUUGACUGUCAAUGAGGCUGUGCGGUAUGGCCUGAUGGAUCAGGACCUAGCCUGCACCCUCAUGACACGACAGCUACAAGCUGGGGGAAUAAUAGAUCCAGUCAGUGGAGAGCGUCUGAUGUUGGACGAGGCCAUACAAAGAGACCUUCUCUCUUCUCGCACAGCCUUGUGUGUGCUGGAAUCUCUGCAGUCUUUUAAGGCAAUACUGUGGCCAGAAUCAGGGAAGCUGCUCCCUGUAAGUGAGGCACUACAGCAAGGCAUUUUCAAUAGAGAGCUUGCCUUGAAAGUCCUGAGUAAACGUCAUUCUGUUGGUGCAGUAUACCUGGCUGACAUUGGGCAGGUAGUCCCUCUGGAUCAAGCUAAGGAGAUACUUGAACAACAGGCAGUAGACAUCCUGAGACAGACCCAGGUCCCAGAUGUCCUUCCCCAUUUGACUCAGUCAGGUUCCUCACAUAUGAAUUGCUUGAGUUGCGGAUCUGCCUCCUCUUCAUCAUCCCCUGCCUCACAUGCAGAUAUCCAUUAUGACUCUUCCAUCACAGAGGAAGGCAGGUCAAAAGAGCAGUUUGAAAACCAGCUUCUCACUCACUUGAUGAUGCAUAGCUACAUUGAUGCUCACACAGGAGAACGUCUAGUCCUGCUAGAACCAGAGUUGGUAGAACUAAUAUCUGAAAAGUUUCAAACGGCAAACCUUGCCACACCAACCCAACAAGAAAAUGGUGACAAUAUAAGAGUUAGAGCAGACAGCUUAACUUUUAGCAAGUUUGAAGAGGAUUUUGAAGACAACAUUCUGUUAUCAGAAGAGAAUGAAGAACUUAAGAUAAAAAAAGAUGAAAUUCUCAUGAAGAAUAAUGAUAUGGGUGAGACUAUAGAAAUAGCAGAGAAAGAUCUUGUUCCCAUGGUGCACACAGACAGAGCCUUAACAGAGCCUUCAUAUAAAGAGGUUUGGCAAGUAAAGGUUCUGUCAUCUGGAGAGUAUAAACAACCUAAGGUCAUACAAGAUGAAAUUGCCAGGAAGAAUAUUGAUAUGGUAGAGACUACAGAAAAAGCAGAGGCAGAUAUCACACCCUUGAAAGGUACAGAUCAAACCUUUAUAGAGCCUUCACAUAAAGUGGUUUGUCAAGAGACAAAAUUGUCUGCAGGAGAGUAUGAAGAACCAAGGAUUAAGAAAGAUGAAAUUGUCAAGAGGAAAACUGAAAUGGAAAAGACCAUAGAAAGAGAAGUGGAAGAUCUUGCAUCCUUGAAAGACACAGACAGAGCCUUUGUAGAGCCUUCACCUAUAGAGGUUUGUCAAGAGAAAGUUCUGUCCUCAGAAGAGUAUGAAGAACCCAACAUUAAGAAAGAUAAAAUUGCCAGCAAAAAUAUUUCUGUUGGUGAGACUAUUGAAAGAGCGGAGGAAGAUCUUACAACCUUGACAGACACGGUGCACAUCUUUAAAGAGCCUUUACUUAAAGUGGUUUGGCAUGAGGAAGGUGUGUCAACAAAAGUGUUUGAAGAACCCAAGAUUUUGAAAAAUAAAAUUGCCAGCAGGAAUACUGAUAUGGGAAAGACCAUAGAAAGAGAAAAGGAAGAUCUUGAACUCUUGAUGGGCACAGACAUAGCCGUUAUAGAGCCUCCACCGAAAGAGAACUGGCAAGAGAAAUUUCUGGCAUCAGGAGAGUAUGAAGAACCUGAGAUUAAAAAAUAUGGAAUGGCCUUCAGGAAAACUGUUGAGGGAGAGGCAGAUAGAGAAGAAAAGGAUCUUGCACCCUUACCAGAUACAAAAAGAGCCUUUAUAGAGCCUACUCAUAAAGAUACUUGGCAAGGAAACAAUCUGCCAGCAAGAGAGUAUGAACAACCCAAGAGUAUUAAAUAUGAAAUUUCCUGCAAAAACACUCAUACAAAAGAGGCUAUAAAAAGAGCAGAGGAUGAAAUUGUUCCUAGGACAAGCACAGACAGAGCCUUUAUAGAGCCUCUGCAUAAAGACAUUUGGCAAAAGAAAAUUCUGUCAGCAGGAGGGUAUGAACAACCCAAGAGUAUUGAAAAUGAAAUUUCCUGCAAGAGCAAUGACACAAAAGAGACUGUAGAAAAAGCAGAGGAACAUCUUGUACCCUGGACAGGCACAGACAGAGCCUUUAUAGAGCCUUCACAUGAAGUAAUUUGCCAAGAGAAAAUUCUGCUGUCAGGAGAGUAUAAACAACUCAAGAUUAAAACAGAUGAAAUUGCCAGCAAGAACAUUUAUAUGGGGGAGACUAAAGAACAAUCAUGGGAAGAUAUUUCACCCUUGAUAGGCACAGAACAAACCUUUAUAGAGCCUUCAUCUAAAGUGGGUUGGCAUGAGAACGUUCUAUCAUCAGGAGAGAAUGAAGAACCCAAUAUUAAAAAUGACAAAAUUUCCAGUAAGAAUGCUGCUGUGGGGGAAUCUAUAGAAAGAGCAAAGGAAGAUCUUGCACCCUUGACAGGCACAGACCAAACCUUUAUGCCUUCACUUACAAGCUUGGCCUUACCAACGACUAUGUCGGGGAAUGUUAUGCUUUUUCAGAAUCAGGUUAUAGGUUCAACAGUAAAUGAACCUAAAACUAAGCAAAGUCUAAAGAGAGAACAAGCAGAUAGUAGUAAAAACACUGAUAUGGGGGAACCUUCAGAAAAAGCAGAGGAAGAUCUUGCACCCUCGACUGGCACAGACGAAACGUUUAUUAAGCCUUCACAUACAAGCUCAGCCCUACUAAUGACAAAAUUAGUGAAUGUUGCAUUUUCUAAAAAUCAGAUUAAAGAUUCAACCUUAAAUGACCCUACAACUAAGUGUGGUGUAAAGAUGGAACAAGCAGAGAGUAGUGGAUUAUUUAUGGAUAUGGAUGAAAGCAGUGCACAUUCUUCAUUCCAAGACACCUCAAAAUUAAGACAGUGUGAUCACCUUAAUGUCAAGUCAGACCAAUCUCAGUUGCUUAAGACUGCAAAACAGUCAGAAGAAUUAAAGGAAAUGGUUGAACAAGAGGUAAAGAAAAACAUCUUUGAUCAACAUGAUAAAGUUAUAAAUACUGAGAAAUUAAACCCAUCAGAAAUUAAGACUUUGUCAGUGGAACCAAGUGACGAUGUGAAGCUGGAGUGUAUGGCUUUGGAGCUAAAACAUGGUGGUUUCUUAACUGUAUAUGGGCAGAAAGUUAUUUUGGAUGAAGCUUUGGCUCAGGGUUUGCUUUCAGGGCAUACUGCUAUUAAGCUUAUGGCAAAAGCUGGUCUUUUUGGUGGUUUCCUGGAUGGUAAUGCUUGUAAGUCACUAAGUGUUGAGAAUGUGAUGCAAGAAGGCCUGUUGGAUGAGGACUUGAUUACCUGUGUGCUUCGUUCAGAAAAGACUUUAGCCGGUGUGAUAGAUGUUGAGCAUGGUCGAAUCUGUUCAAUAAGGCAUGCUACUGAGGCAGGCCUUUUGGACUCAGAUACGGCAGCCCGGCUCCUUGAAGCCCAGGUUGUGUCAGGGGGUAUAGUUGACCUUCGAACGGACAAGAAGGUAUCAGUUACCCUUGCAGCCAACCUUGGGUUGAUUGAGGAGUGCAGAAAAGAGGAGCUUCUUGCACUGGAAAAGGUAUGCCAUGGGAAAGGUUCAGAUUCAAAUGCAGUGUACACCAAGUUGGCAUUACAGUUACAAAUGGCUGGAGUGAUUGACCCAAAAACCAAAAAAGCUGUGCUAUUAGAAGAAGCCAUUAAGAAAGGCAUAAUUGGACAGGAGGUGGCUCAGCAGGUUUUAUGUCAGCAGGUUGCAGAAGGUGGCAUUGUGCAUCAUGGCUCUGGUGUUCGCCUCAGUGUUGCUGAUGCACUAGAACGAGGUCUUGUGGAUCAUACAAUUGCUCCAAAGUUAGAAGAACUUGAAAAGGCUUUCAAGGGCCAAAAACCGUUUAGUUUAGAUCCAGAUAAUACACUUCUCCAUGCAUCUACAGGCUCUUUCUAUGAUGAUUCAUCGAAAACCAGGCUUACUUUGACUGAGGCUGUUUUCAAAUGCCUCCUAGAUGACGAAACAAGCCAACGAGCCAUGGCUUCACCCAAUGUGAGAAGCACUGUGUUGGACCCUCAUAAUGCUCAUAUUGUGCCUUACUCUGAGGUGAUUAAUCAGGCUAAGAUUGACAUUAAGACAGGACAGAGGUUCCUUGAAGUAAGGCCUUUCAGGGGUGUCCUAAAUAAAAAAACUGAUGAUAUAAUGAGCUUACCACAGGCAGUUAAAGUAGGCCAAGUGGAUCCCAUUCCUGCAUUGAGAGUAUUGCAAAGUCAAGCAGAUACAGGGGGUAUUAUUGACAUUUAUAGUGGAAAGCGUUUGUCUCUUCCAGAGGCUGUUAAGAAAGGCUUUGUUAAUGAAGAGAUGGCUAAAUGUAUUGCUGCAAAUCAGGUCUUGAAAGGGGGAUUGAUUGAUCCAGCCAGUGGACACAGAGUCCCAAACAUUACUGAGGCAAUUGAAGAUGGACUCAUUUCUAGAGAAAUGGCUGCAGAGCUUUAUGACAACAUAGCGCAUGUAGAUGAAGAUGAAAUGGAAAGUUCCAAAGUAUCGGUCUCCUCAACAAAUGGAAUGUCUUUUCCUCUUGUUCCUGAGCUGGUAUCAGAUCAGGUCAGCCCUAAUAAAAUGACUCCUGAAAUAAAUCUAAUGAGUAAUUCACCACCACAUUCUUCAGAGUCUCAAAUAAAAAAUGCUGAUCUCCUGAAAAAAGAGGAUCUUGAAAAUACCUUAAGUGUUGGGAUAUUUGAGCAGUGUCCUGAUUCAAAAAGCAAGGAACGAGUGUUUGAUGUAGACUCAUCACAUGAAAUGAUUCAGAACAGCACUGAUGCAACAUUAGAGGUACUGACUGAAUUUGCCUUGAAAGCAGAAAAAAGGCUUCAGCAGGCCAUUGAAGAGAUAAAGCCCCUUAACAAAGAAAUCAAAUCACUUCACCCAAGUCAAAGCCCUGACCAAAUGCAACAGAUUUCUGAGAUCAAAUGUAAAGUGGUGAGAAAUAAUAACUCAAAUUCCCAUGAUCAUACUGCAGAGACAGAGGUCCAGAGGCAGACAGUGAAUGAAUCUACAGUCUCUAAGACCAUUUUCUCAAACCCAGCUGAUGGUUUGUACAAGGAACAAGCCCCAUCUACAGAGAAAAUAGAAGGGCAUAGUUUCAAGGGAGAAGCACAUCAGUCAGAGAGCAAAAUUGACAACAUGGACAGCCAGAAGGCUAAAUUGGAUGAAUCUGCUUCCACACCCACACAGACUGUAAAAGUACCAGGAAAGAAGAAAGGUAGAGGAAAAAAUAGUAAGCAAGCUAAAAUGGAAAAUAAAAAUUAUGAAAAUCUGCAGGCUUCAGUAAUCUCUGGUGGAUGUCGGACAGCUAUAGUUUCACCUAUAGUUAAUACUGAGAUUAGUGAAAAAGAUGCCCUUGCCACUGGUCAGGAGCCUAUUGUGAAAGAUGACAAAGUAGAAAAGGUGAAUAAAGUAGAGCUAUCAGAGAUACCCCAAACAAGCUAUGCACCUGUCUCAGGAAGCAAUGAGAAUGUUCAAGACAAAGCUUUGGAAUUUGGGAUGGCUAAAACUGCUAAUGAAACUGAGACCCCCAAACAUGAAUCUAAUCAUCUGCAGUUUAAUGUAAACACAGAGCAGAAAGAGAAGACUCAAACACAGCACAUCAUCAUGACUGAAAUGGAGAAAACAGAGCAGGAUCAAGAAGCUAUUGAUAUCUCUAAGGAUCCAGAGCAAUUUGAAAAGAAGAAGAAGAAGAAUAAACAUAAAGUUAAGCAAAUGUUUGUUGUUGAAGCAGAAGUUGAAACACAUGAUGAGACUAAGAAAGAGCAGAAGACAAUGAUUCAUGAGUUCCAGCCUCAAAGUAAUCAUUCAGUUGACAAAGAAAAUGAGAAGCUACGCGAGAAAGUCAACCAGGCAAUGGCACAGAAAGAAAGACUUUUGAUGAAGGCUAAAGAAAGCAUUCUUAGGAAGGUGUUUGAGCGAGGAGUCAGCGAUAAACAGGCUGCUGAAGAAUUAGAAGCAAUGCGGCAAGGCGCUAGUCAUGGAGAACUGCAGAUGACCAUCCAUGAGGAAUCCAUUGUAGAAAAGACAGGCCCAGAAUCUCCUCAAAGUAAAAAGCUAUAUAACAAACUCCACCAGACAGGGCAAGAAAUGAAGGCUAAAAAGUUAGUGGCAGAGAAAAUUCUACAUGGGGCUGAUUCUCUUGCAUGCUCCACAGAUAAAGCACAGCUUCAUGAACAGGAAGAAGUUGAGCUUGACAAGCAUACAAACAGAAAAUUAAGUGGUGAUGAAAAUCAAACUAUUUCAUAUUCUACAAAGACCUCCGAUGACAUUGAGGACAUAAACCAGGAAAGACUUAAUCCAAUCCAGAAUUUACAUGUGCACGUCAAAGAAAGAAGAGCAAUAGAACAAAACAUUGAGCCAUUAUAUACAGAAGAUGAAAAGUUGUUCAACACAACAGCUGAAUUGACCUUAGACACUGUUUUGACUGAAAGUCCUGAAGACACUAAAUUAUUACUGUUGUCAAGUGAGGUAUGUACUCCUUUGCAAAUUACCAAAACAGCAAUGGGGAAAGUAAGCAAUGAACUUCAUCAAAAAAGAAAUGACAAGUCCCCUUUCAAUGAAGCCAUUGAUGAAACAUCUGUCAGAGAAUCUAACAUUGCUGGACUAUCCCUAAUGGAGGAGAUCCCAGUGCCUGUUACCACACAGAAAGAAGAGGUGGAAGAGUGUGCAGAGGGUUUAGUGGAAAAGCAACCUAAAAAAAAUCAAAUGAAAACUGAACAACAGAACAGGGAUACUACAAAGGCUAGAAAGUACUCACUGGCCCGCCAAGAGUGCUUAGAACAUGACCAACAGAUUGUGGCUCUGCUCUCCAUGGUGAGACACAUUGAGGUCCGUCUUAAACAACAACAACAACAGUCUGCUGGUCGAAGUCUCAUCACACUUGAUGACAUAAUCAGACAGACAGAGAUCCUUUUCCUGGAAAUUAGUGACCUGGAAACAGAAGUGCACAAGGAGACUGAAGCAGCAAUGCAGCUGUUGGAGUCUCACUCUCAGGAUGUCCCACCUCAGCUGCUUAUGGCUCUUGAGAAGGAUGGGCGAAGUUUAGCCAGAGCAUACUGUGCAACCAGGGACCUUGGCCAGAGUGCGUUGCAGGGGUUGCAAGCACAACGUGAUGCACAAAAAGAAGCUGUAAAUAGUAAGAUGAAGUCUUUGGAAGAGCAAGUGAACAACCUUCUCAGCUGGCUUAAGAAGAUGGAGAUACAAAUGGAGAAGGAAACAGGGGUAGAUGGACAGACAGCAGCAGAUAAGAGCAUUUCUGCACAGAUCACUUAUAAACAACAGUUGUGCAAGGAGUUACAGAAUGCUCUUGCAGCCCGAUCCACUGACGUCAGCACUGUGGUGUUCAAAAUCCAGGUGUUUAUCUCUGAGCAUGCUCAGGACCUACUUCCUGAUCAGUGCAGGCAUCUUCUUGGACAACUGGAACAGCUUCAGAGGGUGUUUCACCUGGCUGUUGGUCACACUCAUGCCAGGGCAGAAGCACUGUCAGCCCAGCAAGAGAGAGAGGAUGAACGAAUGAGGAAAGAGCAGAAAGAAAAAGAAGAGAAAGAGGAGAAAAAGCGACAAACUGCAAGGGAUAGUGAGGUUGUGCAGCAGCAGAAGGAAGAAUGCUCUCAAAAACUGGAGAACCUCACAAUGUGGUUGGCUGGUGCUGCCAGCCUCCUAGCCAAUCAGAGAGUGGGAGUGGAGUCAAGUGAUGUAAAUGCAUUACAACAGAAGCAAAAAGAGCUUAAGGAGGUGGAGAAGGACCUUCAGACCAAAAGUGACUCAUUGAUGGAGGCUAUGCGUUCAGUCAAAGAGUUCCUGGCUGAGCGGGGUGACAGUUUGAGUCCUCAGGAAAGAGCCAAACUGCAGGGGGCUCUUUCACAAAUGAAGGAGCAGCACAGCUCACUCACAAACUCAAUCCACUCCUCACUGGCUCAAGUGGACACUGCCAUCGUCACAACACUUCAGCAGAACACACAGAGGGCAAAAGCAGAGGAGCAGAUGCAGGAGACUCAGGGAAAAAUAGACACACUGCUCAGAGAAUUGUCAUCACUCGACGAGUCAAAGAGGAGGUCACUUGGAGAGACCGUCCCUGACUCAUCUGUACUGCCAGAGAGUAACCUGAAUUUUCACAGUGACAUGCUUCAGACUGAGCUGCAGCAGUUACAAGCUCAGCAGGCUCACCUUCAGCAGGUGGCCCAAUCCGUCCGUUCCCUUCUGGAGCAACCCGACUCCAGUGUGCCACCAGAAGAGAAGCAGCGCUUGCGGGCCAAGCUGGAUCAGCUGCAGAGUCAGCAUCAGGAGCGCCUCCAGAGUUGUCAGGAUAGACUGAGGCAUGCAGAUACCCUCAGAGACGAGCUUGCCAAGUUCAUGCAGGAGCACAGGAACCUGGGAACAUGGCUGGAUCAGAGUGAACAAGAGCUGCGCUCACUCGGAGAAGGGGAAACUGAUGCAAAGGGCCUAAAAAACAGGAUGGAGGAGCACAAAAAGCUUGCAGAGGAUGUCAUCUGUCACAAAGCAGACCUGCGCUUUGUGACUAUCUCUGGUCAGAAGGUUCUGGACUCUGUUCAGGGGGCCCUGGAGAGGGUGGGCAGUUCUGAUCCAGUUCUUGAGGAUACCAGGCAACUUGUGAGUGACAAGCUACAAGAAGCCACACAACGCUACAAUUUAUUGCACAGCAAGUCCUCAGAACUUGGCACCCAUCUCUCAGGUCUCCUGGAGCGAUACCAGCUGUACCAAGAGGAGGCUGGUUCUUUAGAGUCCUGGCUAAUCACUCAAGAGCAGAAUCAGAGCAUAUUUAAACCCAGCGGAGAGCAAAUAGACACCCAAACACUGCAACGUACUCUUAAUACUGUACAGCUGUUACAGGAUGAGCUGGCAGAGCGUUCUGUACAGCUUGAAAAAGUCAAGAGGGCAGGAAAAGAGCUGGUUAGCGCUCAGGAGCCCCCGACUCUCAAAAAAUCCGAUAUUAUCAACACAACAGAUGCUCUGGAGAAGUGGUUUGAAACUCUGUCUGAUUCGGUGACAGUGAGGGCUGAGCAGCUCCAGACAGCUGUUGCCCAGUCAGUCAGUGUUCAGGAGGGGCUUAAAGCACUGCUGACAUGGUUGGAUGGCCUACCUUUAUCUCCUGGCCCAGUCCAGCCCACUGCCGAAGCAGUUCAGGAUGCCCUGACACAAAAUCAGAAAAUACGUCAGGAGCUUCUUUCGAGGCAGGGCAGUGUAGAUGCCACCUGUGAUUCUGUGUCCAAGCUUCUGAAAUCUGCAGAUGCAUCGACAGCAUCUGGCCUGCAGGGGGCACUGCAGGACCUUAGGCAGCGCUAUGCUGCAGCCCAGGCCAAGCAGGCUAAAGGAGAGACUGAGUUGCGGGGUCUUUUGCCCAAGUUGGAGAGCUUUGAGUGCCAGAGCACAGACCUCCGCAGCUUUACACAGAGCCGAGAAAGAGCUCUGAGCCCUGUAGGCCAACCAGACUGCAGCAUGGAAGACUACAGACAGACCAUUGAGGAGGUGAGAUCAGAGAUUACUCAAGAGUCAAGUCAAUUAAAAUCAUUUGUCGAGCUUGGUUCAGAUGUAAGCCAAUCUGGGAUCCUUGCUAAUGUGCAAAGCAUUCUGGACACAACCAAAGAGGUUUCUGAGGAGUUUGCAUGCCUGGAAUCCAAUGUCAACGAGAGGUUUGAUUCCAUCCAGAGCUGUGUACAUCAGCUGGUGGAGUUUCGUUCGCGCUCUGGCUCCCUCCUCAGGUGGUUGCAGACAGUACAAGAACAGCUGCCAGCCAAAGAGCCCAACCUCAGCACAGAGAGCCUGCAGAGGAGAGCACAACAGCUCAAGGAUCUUCUUACGGAAUGGGAGACCCAUGGAAGUCAAAUUCAGGAGUUGAACAAGACCAGUUCACAACUGGAGAGCCUGAUUAUUAACAUAACAGCACCAAAGAAUAAGACUGGUGCCCCUCAGCUCAAUGGUGCUUCCAGCCCCAACAGUGUUAAUGGCAUUCACACCUGUAAAGACUUGACAGAGAUCCAGGUGGCAGUGGCAGAUGUGAACAGCAAGUAUGAGAAGCUGGGCAGUGACCUAAGGGAGAGGAAGAGUAGACAAGCGGCCUCACUUGACCUGCGACAGAAGGCCAGGCAGGGCACAGAGGCACUCACCCAGUGGUUGGUGCCCCGUGAACAGAGCCUGGCACAAGGGCAGUCUGCCUCACCCUCCAGGCCUGAGGUGGUGCGUGCUCAAGCCCAAGAGACCAAGGCUUUACUCUCUGAGCUGGCCGAGCAUUCUGGAAAAGUGGAGGACCUCAAGAACAUUCUGAAGCAGCUAAUAAAAGAAAAUCCAGACUCUCCUGAAGCUGAGACAUGGAAACGUCAGCUUGAAGACAUAGACUCACGGUGGAAGAAGGCCAAUCAGAAUGCAGUACAGAGGCAGACUGAACUGGAGGCUUGUGCUGAUAGGCUGGGUAGUUUUGCAUCAGCAGCCAGUCAACUAGGACCAUGGCUCAGAGAGAAGGAGCUAAUGAUGAGUGUACUGGGCCCACUGAGUAUUGACCCCAACAUGCUCAACACACAGAAACAACAAGUGCAGUUCAUGCUUCGCGAAUUUGAGACACGACAUCCCCAGUUCAACCAGCUGACUCGGGCAGCAGAGGGAAUCCUCUCCCCAGCUGGAGACGAGACUUCUGGAGAUGGCCAGGACUUAGAAGUCAGGCAGGAGCUGGCAGACAUUUCACAACAGUGGGAGGACCUCACCUCUCGCCUCACUGGCCGCUCCCAACUGAUCGACCAAGCCCAGGGAACCAGUGAGCUUUAUCUGUCCCUCCUCAGGGAGCUGUCUCAGAGUGUGGCCGAUCUAGGCAAGAAACUGGAUGCACAGGCCUCUCUAAGCGCCCAGCCUGAGGCGCUACGCCGCAGGCUUCAGGAAACAGGGGAGAUCCGAGCCGAGCUGGAACAGAGACGGGGUCAGCUGGCCCAGGCCGAGCAGCUAUGUGCGGAGCUCAGCACAAUUGUGGCUGAACCAUAUCUGAGAGAUGAGUUGCACAAGAGACUGGAGAGUGUUAGUGGUCCCCUCAAGAAUCUAGAAGAAAGGGCUGCUGACAGCUUGUCCCAGCUGCAGGCAGCCCUGUCCAGCACACAGCAGUUCCAGCAGAUGUUUGAAGAGCUUCGUGGCUGGUUGAACGGACAGGAUGGGAAUCACAUAUCUGGUAUUUCUGAACCCCUCCCUUGCCAGCCUGAUCCCCUGAAGACCCUUCUCGCCCAACAGGAGGAUCUCCAGCGAACCAUUUCACAGCAGCGUGGAUCCUAUGAACUCAUCCAGGCAGAGGGUUCAUCUCUUCUGGCAUCCCUUCCUGCUGGAGAUGAGCGAUUAGCCCUACAGACUCGACUUAACACCCUACGGCAAGACUGGGAGGGCCUAAACCAACAAACCACAGAGAAACACUGUCGAAUCAAAGAGACACUGUCCCGCGCAGAGCUGUACCAACAACGUUGUGAUGAACUAGUACCCUGGGUAACGGAAUGUGAGGAAAAGGAGUCAGAGAUCCACCCAUCAUUGGAUCCUGCUGCCUUAGAUGAGGCCCUGCAAAAGGCUAGACAACUGAUGCUGGACUUGGAUCGCCGUCGCCCCCUCUUGGAUUCUUUGAACACUGCAGCAGAUCAGCUUUUAGAGCAGGGAUGCACUGGCGAUGAGGAAAUAAGAGAUGAGAAAGCUCAGCUUAACCGUAGGGUAGACGGACUCUCAGAGCGACUACAGGGUCACACGGCCCAACUGGAUGAGUUGGGAAGCAGACUGAAGGAGUUUGAAGAUGGCAGGCAGGCUGUGGAGAGUAGACUUGAGGCAGCUAGACAUCAGAUCGAAGUUCAGGAGGCACUUGGACCACAAGCUUGUAGUAAUAAAAGCCUGGAGCGUCUACGUAGCCAGCAAGAGAUGUUAAACUCUCUGCAGCCACAAGUGGUGUACCUACGUAAUUUGGCUCAGGGGCUUCUGCAGGAUGCACCAGAGAUCUCCGGGGCCAGUGAAGAUGGUGGCCAGAUGCUAUUACAGCAAGCUCAUGACACGGAAAGGGAGUUUGAAGAAGUUGCUGAAAAGACUGAGCAAUGCUGCUCAUCUCUGGAGUCCCGGUUACAGGGCGUGGGAGAGGUCCAGUCACGUGUCCGGGAUAUUUUCUCCCGCCUGGCUGAUUUGGAUGAUGAGCUGGACAGUCUCAGCCCUGUGGGGCGAGACACCGACUCCUUGGCCUCGCAGGCUGAGGCUGUCAGGGGUUUCCUGAGCCGACUUAAUGCCCUCCGUGCUGAGCUAGAAGGUUAUGGUGGAGAAUGCACCACUAUGCUGCGUAGAGAGGGAAGCUCUCCAGAUCUUCUGGCCCUAAGGAGAGAGACUGAGGCCCAGAGCAGACAGGCAGGCAAGCUGGCAGAGCGAGGCCAGAACCGUCUGGCACUCAUAGAAGCAGCAGAGGAGCGUGUGAAGGAGUUCUACACCCAACUGACUGAGCUGCAGAGGUUGCUGGAACAGGCAGAAGAGGUGCUGAACACACAGGCUGUCGUGGGCACAGAGGUCGAGGUCAUCAAACAGCAGCUUCAGGAAUUCAAGGCUGAGGAAAGGGAACAAGUAGACAGCAUCCAUCCUAAACUCCAGCAUGUCAACGCUGUGGGUCAGGGUCUUAUCCAGAGUGCAGCCAAACACACAGACACUCAGGCCCUGGAGCAUGACCUGGAAACCACCAACCUGCGCUGGAACUCCCUCAACAAGAGGGUCACUGAAAGAAUUGCACAGCUGCAGGAGGCACUGUUGCACUGUGGGAAGUUCCAAGAUGCCCUGGAGCCACUGUUGAGCUGGCUGAGUGACACAGAGGAGCUUGUUGCCAAUCAGAAACCUCCGUCCGCUGAGUACCGUGUAGUCAAGGCACAAAUUCAGGAGCAAAAGCUGCUACAGUGGUUGCUGGAUGACCGCCGUGGGACAGUAGAGAUGAUCAGGGCAGAAGGAGAGCGUAUAGCUGCCACGGCCGAGACACAAGACAGAGACAAAAUCCAGAGACAACUAAAGAGCCUCGGAGAGAGAUGGACAAACCUGCUGGAAAAGGCUAGUUCCAGGCAACGGCAACUGGAGGAGUUGCAGGUGUUGGCUCUGCAGUUCCAUGAGGCUUUGGAGCCACUUGGGGAGUGGUUGAGUGCUGCGGAGAGGCGCCUGAGCUCUGCUGAACCAAUGGGAACCCAGACUUCCAAAAUCACACAGCAGAUUGUAAAGCACAAGGCUUUCCAAGAGGAGGUGACCUCUCGGGAGAAAGAGGUUGACCACCUUGAGACUCUCAGCCAAUCACUGUACUCGCUCAGCUGUGUGGCUGAUCGUGAUUGGCUGGGCGAGCGUGUGGCGGCAGUGCGCAAUGGGCACACAGAGCUGCGUGAAUGGUACAGUCGAAGGGAGGCCAUGCUGGAGCAGGCCCUUGCUAAUGCACAACUGUUUGGAGAGGAAGAGGUGGAAGUCCUUAACUGGCUAGCUGAGGUGGCCCAGAGACUGGCUGAGGUCUCGUUGCAGAGUUAUCAGCCGGAGCUGUUGGCACAGACACACAAACACACACUGGCUCUUAAUGAAGAGAUAAUCAGCAGGAAGAAGACAGUGGACCAGGCCAUUAAGAAUGGACAGGCUCUGCUCAAACAAACCACUGGUGAAGAGGUCUUGUUGAUUCAGGAGAAGCUAGAUGGCAUUAAAAGUCGCUACGCAGAGAUGACAGCAGGCAGCUGCAAGGCCCUUCGUACUCUGGAACAGGCCCUUCAAUUGGCCACACGAUUCGCUAGCGCACACAAUGACAUCAACCAAUGGUUGGAUGCUGUGGAGGUGGAGCUUAGCAACAUUGAGCCAGACACAACACCAGCCUAUCAGGACAGACAAAGGGAGCUGAAAUGUGUGUCUGCUGAGAAGCGGUUGGUUCUGGACACAGUCAAUGAAGUGGGCAGUGCCUUACUGGAUCUGGUGCCCUGGCGUGCACGAGAGGGCCUGGACCGCCUGGUCGCUGAUGCCAAUCAGCGCUACCGCCAAGCAGACGAGACCAUCACACAGAGAGUGCAGUUAGUGCAGGCUGCUAUCCAAAGGUCACAGCAGUAUGAGGAGGCAAUGGAUGCAGAGUUGACCUGGGUCAGAGAGAUGCAGAGGAAGUUGGCAGCUUUGGGGCCUCUUAGUCUGGAGCCCGAUGUAACUGUGGCUCAGCUCCAGGUGCAGAGAGCCUUUAACAUCGACAUUAUCCGUCACAAAGACACCGUGGACCAACUUCUUAAGACUCAAGAGGACAUCCUGGAGAGCUGCACUGAACAGCAGAGAGAGGCACUGAUGGUGAAGAUGGACUCUUUAAGUGCUUGUUAUGAAGCAGUAAACCAGAGUCAUUCUGAGCGGUUUUCAGCUCUAGAGCAGGCUCAGGUACUGGUGGCCCGGUUCUGGGAGACUUAUGAGGAACUUGAACCCUGGUUGGGUGAGACGGAGACACUGAUUACCCAGUUACCCCCUCCCGCCAUUGACACAGAGGCACUCAGGCAACAGCAAGACCAAAUGAGGCUUCUGAGGGAGUUCAUUGCUGAGCACAAGCCACACAUAGACAAGUUGCUAAAGAUCGGCCCACAGCUGGCAGAGCUGAGUGCCCAGGAAGGAUUGACGGUGAGACAGCGGUAUAAUGAUGCAGAAAGACGUUACAUCACUAUCAAAGAAGAGGUCAAAUGUCGAGCUACAGCACUUGAUGAAGCCGUGUCACAGUCUACACAGUUCCAUGAUAAGAUGGACCCUCUGUUGGAAACUCUGGAGGGAGCGGUCCAGCGUUUGCGGCAGCCUCCUCCAGUGGCCGCUGAGGUGGACAAGAUCCGGGAGCAGCUGGCGGAGCACCGGGCUACAGGACUAGAGCUGGACAAACUCCUGCCGUCUUUCAGUGCCUUGUGUGCCCGCGGAGAAGAGCUCAUCAGUCGCGCCCCACACGACGAUCCUGCUGCCCAGGCGGUGCAUUCCCGACUCUUGCGGCUGCGCUCCCUAUGGGAUGAGAUCAGGCAGAGGGCUGAGGAAAGAGAAGGGAAGCUUCAGGAUGUUCUGGACCUCGCCGGAAAGUUCUGGGCUGACAUGGCCGCUCUGCUGAGCACUCUCCGUGACUCUCAGGACAUUGUGAAAGAGCUGGAGGAUCCUGGGGUGGAUCCCUCACUCAUCAAACAACAAAUAGAGGCAGCAGAGGCCAUUAAGGCAGAGACAGAUGGACUGAGGGAAGAACUGGAGAUCGUACGCACACUGGGAGCUGAUCUCAUCUUUGCCUGUGGAGAGACAGAGAAACCAGAGGUCAAGAAAACCAUCGAUGAGAUGAAUGCUGCCUGGGAAGGCUUGAACCGCACAUGGAGAGAGAGAAUGGAGAGACUGGAGGAGGCAAUGACUGCUUCUGUUCAGUACCAGGAUGCUCUUCAGGGCAUGUUUGACUACUUGGACAAUGCUGUCAUCAAACUGUGUGACAUGCCAGCUGUGGGGACGGACCUCAGCACUGUCAAACAACAGAUCGAGGAGCUAAAGCAAUACAAAGUAGAGGUGUACCAGCAGCAGAUUGACAUGGAGAAGCUCUGCCACCAAGGAGAGCUGCUGCUCAGGAAGGUGACUGAUCAAACAGACAGAGACAUGAUACAGGAGCCUCUCAUUGAGCUGCGCCACCUCUGGGACAACCUGGUGGACAAGAUUACACUCAGACAGCACAAACUAGAGGGUGCUCUGCUGGCUUUAGGUCAGUUCCAGCAUGCUCUCUCAGAGCUACUGUCUUGGCUCAGCCACACUCACACCACACUGGACACACAGCGGCCCAUCAGCUCUGACCCCAAGGCCAUUGAAAUCGAGCUGGCUAAGCAUCACGUUUUAAGAAACGAUGUGCUGUCCCAUCGGGCCACUGUUGAGACUGUGAACAGUGCCGGCUCUGAGCUGCUGGAGUCCAGUCCUGGAGACGAGAUCAAUCACCUGAGAGACCAGCUGGAUGAACUGAACCGCAGCUGGAAGAAUCUUCUGCUCAAGACUGAUGAGAGGCAGAAACUGCUGGAAGCAGCUCUGCAACAGGCGGAGGGUUUCCACGGAGAGCUGGAGGAGUUUCUGCAGUGGCUCAGACGCACAGAGAGUCAGCUGUCUGCUGCCAAACCCACAGGUGGCCUGCCUGAGACUGCCAGAGAGCAAUUGCAGCAACACAUGGAGCUCCAGUCUCAGUUGACCCAGAGAGGUGAGCAGUACCAUCGGCUGCUGGACCAUGGAGAGUCCAUGCUGCUGGCCAGAGGAGGGGAGGACACUGGUCCAGGAACCACACAGACACAACAGAACCUGGCUCUACUACAGAACAAAUGGGCAAGUCUCAAUGCCAAAAUGGAUGACAGAAGGGGUAAACUGGAGGAAGCUGUCUCACUGGCAACAGGGUUCCAGACCUCCCUGCAGGACACUAUGAACUGGCUGACUCAGGCAGAGCAGACACUCAACAUGGCUCAACCACCCAGUCUCAUUCUCGACACCGUACUCUUCCAGAUAGAUGAGCACAAGGUGUUUGUGAAUGAGGUGAACACUCACAGAGAGCAGGUUCUAGCUCUGGAGAAGGCCGGCUCUCAACUGCGGUUCGCUAGUCUCAAACAGGACGUGGUUCUCAUCAAGAACUUGCUGCUCAGUGUACAGGCCCGCUGGGACAAACUGGUGCAGAGGUCACUGGACAGAGGACGCCACCUGGAUGAGGCCCGCAAGAGAGCAAAACAGUUCCAUGAGGCCUGGAGGAAGCUGACGGACUGGCUGGAGGAGGCAGAGAGCAGGCUGGACUCUGAACUGGAAAUCUCCAACGAACCUGACAAGAUUAAAAUCCAUCUUGCCAAACAUAAGGAGUUCCAGAAGGCUCUUGGAUCCAAGCAGCCAGUGUAUGACACUACAGUGCGUUCUGGGAAGGCCAUGAGAGACAAGGCCACACUAUCAGCUGACACACAAAAGCUGGACAACUUGUUGGGCGAGGUCCGUGACAAAUGGGACACCGUGUGUGGAAAGAGUGUGGAGAGGCAACACAAGUUGGAGGAAGCUCUGUUGUUCUCAGGUCAGUUUGCUGAGGCUCUGCAGGCUCUUGUUGACUGGCUGUAUCGUGUGGAGCCUCAGCUUGCAGAGGACCAGCCUGUCCAUGGAGACCUGGACCUGGUUUCCAACCUCAUGGACUCCCAUAAGGCCUUCCAGAAGGAGCUGGGAAAGAGGACCAGUAGUGUGCAGGCUCUGAAGCGUUCUGCUCGAGAGCUGAUGGAGACGGGCCGAGACGACACCGCCUGGGUCAAAGUUCAACUGCAGGAGCUUAGCAACCGCUGGGAAACGGUCUGUGCCCUGUCAGUCUCAAAACAGACCCGCCUCCAACAGGCUCUCAAACAGGCAGAGGAGUUCCGCACAGCAGUUCAGAUGUUACUGGAGUGGCUGUCAGAGGCAGAGCAGACUUUGCGUUUCCGUGGCGUCCUGCCAGAGGAGGCAGAGACUCUGCAGGCGCUGCUGCACACGCACCGAGACUUUAUGCAGACAGUGGAAGAGAAGAGAGUGGAUGUGAAUAAAUCUGCUGGCAUGGGUGAAGCCAUACUGGCCGUCUGCCACCCGGACUGCAUCACCACCAUCAAACACUGGAUCACCAUCAUCAGAGCUCGCUUUGAAGAGGUGCUGACAUGGGCCAAACAGCACGAGCAGCGCUUGGAGACGGCUCUUACUGAAUUGCUGAACAAUGCUACACUACUGGAGGAGCUAUUGUCAUGGCUACAGUGGGCAGAGACCACACUGGUGCAGCGUGAUACUGAACCACUCCCUCAGGACAUCCCUCAGCUAAAGACACUAAUCACAGAGCAUCAGGUGUUUAUGGAGGAAAUGACCCGGAAACAGCCUGAUGUCGACAAAGUGACAAAGACAUAUAAGAGGAAACCAGCAGAGCAUCCCAGCAGCCUGUCAGAGAGGAGAGGAACUCGAAAACACCAGCAGCAGCAGCAACAACAGCAUUCAGUACAGGUAACCGGCGGUAACCCUCGCCUCACUCAGCUCUGCUCCCGCUGGCAACAGGUGUGGCUGCUCGCCCUUGAUCGUCAGCGCAAGCUCAAUGAUGCCCUCGACAGACUAGAGGAGCUCAAAGAAUUUGCCAACUUUGACUUUGAUGUGUGGAGAAAAAAGUACAUGCGCUGGAUGAACCACAAGAAGUCUCGCGUCAUGGACUUCUUCAGACGCAUCGACAAGGACCAGGAUGGAAAGAUCACACGGCAGGAGUUUAUUGAUGGCAUCUUGGCGUCAAAGUUCCCCACCAGCAAGCUGGAGAUGACCGCUGUUGCUGAUAUCUUUGACCGUGAUUGUGAUGGCUACAUCGAUUACUACGAAUUUGUGGCAGCUUUGCACCCCAACAAAGAUGCUUACAGACCUACAACAGAUGCUGAUAAGAUUGAAGAUGAGGUCACCAGACAAGUGGCCCAGUGCAAGUGUGCCAAGAGGUUUCAGGUGGAACAGAUCGGAGAAAACAAGUAUAGGUUCUUCCUUGGGAAUCAGUUUGGAGACUCACAGCAGCUGCGGCUUGUGCGAAUCUUGCGCAGUACCGUCAUGGUUCGGGUCGGAGGUGGGUGGAUGGCGUUGGAUGAGUUCCUGGUCAAGAACGACCCUUGCCGUGUGCAACAUCCAGGACUUAAAAUCUUCCGUUCUGACUCCAGCAGCUCCAUAUCAUCUCGCAUAGCUCGUGGACGUACCAACCUGGAGCUUCGGGAAAAGUUCAUUCUUCCAGAAGGAGCCACGCAGGGUCUGGCAGCCUUCCGGUCCCGGGGUCGACGAUCCAAACCUUCAUCGCGCACAGCGUCACCCACCCGUUCGUCUUCAUCAGCAUCGCACAGUGCCCACAGCUGCGCCUCUGUGCCCUCCGCCCCCGCCACGCCCACAACCUCCUCAAGGUCCUCCCAAUCCCAAUCUCGUGGCUAUGCCAAGCCCUGGCUGGCACACAGUAAAACUCCAACUCCAACCAAGUGCCAGUCCUGCCCAGAGCACGGCCAGACCCAUGGGCAUGAGGGAGGCUCCACGUCCAAGUUAAAGAGACCAACCUUUCAUUCCAGCCGAGGCUCCUUGACUGGUGAGAAUGGUGGAACCACACCAACCGCUGCUAAACCAGGACGAUCUGACACUAAACGCACUCCGUCCUCAACGAGCGGCCCAACCAGUCGAGCAGGUAGUCGUGCGGGAAGCCGAGCCAGCAGCCGAAGGGGCAGCGAUGCUUCAGACACCUCUGAGCUCAUGGAGACACGUUCGGCUUGCUCCGAUACCUCAGACACCCCUCGCCGGCCUGAGGCCAAACCCUCCAAAAUCCCCACCAUCACCAAAAAGACCCCCAGCCCUAAAACACCAGCGGGGAAAAAAUGAAGUUCCACCCCCAUAAGACCUAUGUGUGACCAAUUCUGAGAUGGUUGUGAUAAACCAGCAGGAGAGGAGAACAUCUACCCUCCCUUUCCUCCUUAAUGCACAUUGGCCAAUCAAUGUGCUCUCCACCAGCUCAGACAUUUAGGGUAGAUGAGAAAGGACCAGACUCUAACCAAAACCCAGUCUAGUCAGUUCUCUAGCGCCCUCCUCUGGGAGGCUGCACACUGCUACAGCACCCUAAGAGAAUACCUACCAUAAAUGCUGCCUUAUUUGUGUUAUACAUCAUGUCCUAAAUUACAUUUUAGUUUUUGAUUGUGUGAUAGAGAUGUGAAAACGCUGCGUGACAUAUCCACAUCUUCAGUGCCCACUUGGGACAAUAAACACACAGAGGGACAUCAGUUCUGCACCAGGGGUUUUCAUGUCUGUGAAUAUGCAACCGCCAGUCACUCUCCAGAACUCAGAGACUCGAUUCACACCAAUACAGACAUGCAUCAUCAUGGUUGUCACUUUGGAGAUUGUUUGCUUGGAAAAACUCAUCUCCUCCACAUGUAUGCAGACCACUUUCCCAGGAGUGUGUGCCACUGAAAAUCCAAGGAAAAAUGAAAAAAGAGACCUUUUCCUCAGCAUAUGGGACAUUUUUGAAUUAUGUGCAUUUGUGUGUGUGUAUGUAUGUGUGAAGGUUUCUUUCAUGGUAAAUUAACAGUAAUAAGGAGAGGAAAUGGAUUAUACAUAUCUCUAGCCUUCCUGCGGAGUCAAGAUUCUCAGCCUUGUGACCAAGAAUACUAGAUCCUUCUGGGGUCUCUUUCUGAUGUCACAAAAGAUCCUUUUAAUUGACUCCUAUAGCACACAGCAGAUCCAUUUCACAUGCUUGCACCAACAGUCUUUUCCACUGUGUCCAUGCAGCCACGCGUACACUUCUAGUUGCCAUUUCAGUUCCAUGCAUUUUGUUACAGAUAUUAUGUUACAGAGCUUUUUCCACAGUAUGCAAAAAAUGAUUACAAUUGUGAAUGUUUCAUGGUUAAUUUAUAAUCCUGAUGUUGUUUUUCAUUUCUAGAGUAAGAAACCGUGUAUUUGUGAUUGCAGUAUCAUAUCAACUUGAGAAUGACUAGUAUUAAUACAACCAGAAUCACUUUUGUUUUUGUACUAAGAAAAUAUCUGCUUCUGAUGUGAAGAAAUUAUUUGACAAUGAUCAUUAACUGACCAGGAAGCUUACUGAUUCCAAUGGUGGCCUUUUUGCCAGUGACUACAAACUUUAGAUGACAUCAAAGGUGGGUUCCCACUUUUUCUUUUGUGACUGAAGCACCCUGAAUAAUGGAGAAUGGGGACGCUUGUGUAGUCCUCAUAAAACAGCGCUUUGAAUCUUGUCUUUGACAAGCUGAAGUAUAUAAAUACCUGAAGAAAGGUGAUUUUUAUUUAUUUAUUGUCAGUGGGAGGGGAGGGGACAAGGGAUAUGAAAGGAUCCACCUUUUGAUGUGUUACUCUUUUGACAUGGCUGACAGACAGAGGGGUGCAAUUGUGUAAAAGUAAAGAAGUUAUGAUUAUAAAUCAUUUUGUGUUCUCUUUUGUAUUAAAACAAUGCUUGCAGUAAACUGUCUGUUUAUUAUUGAA